Molecule: messenger RNA, 4450 nt
Organism: Melanotaenia boesemani (Boeseman's rainbowfish)
Lineage: Eukaryota; Metazoa; Chordata; Actinopteri; Atheriniformes; Melanotaeniidae
Product: hemicentin-1-like
Exons: 17
Coding region: 81-3989 (1302 amino acids)
Source: RefSeq, a predicted model, not a curated record
UGUUCAUACAGAUGUAAAUAGUUCACUUGGUGUUGAAGUUAAAGAGGAUCAGAAGCUCAUCCGUUCAGCUUCCACACAUCAUGUUUUCUGUCACUCUGCUGCUGCUGUUGGCAGCUGGAUCCUACGUGAAGUGUGAAACACUGGUACAGCCAGCCUCCAUGACUGUACAACCAGGUCAACGUCUGACCAUCACCUGUCAGGUUUCUUAUUCUUUGGGCUACUACACAGCUUGGAUCAGACAGCCUGCAGGGAAAGGACUGGAGUGGAUUGGGAUGAAACACACUGGAGCUUCAUAUUAUAAAGAUUCACUAAAGAACAAGUUCAAUAUUGACUUAGAUACUUCCAGUAAAACAGUGACUCUGAAUGGACAGAAUAUGCAGCCUGAAGACACGGCUGUGUAUUACUGUGCGAGAGCGUAUUAUAGCAGCUACGGCUACGCUUUUGACUACUGGGGAAAAGGCACAAUGGUAACCGUCACCUCAGCGACUUCCAAGGCCCCAGAGGUAUUUCCUUUGAUGUCAUGUGGCUCUGGGAGUGGAGACACGGUCACCCUGGGGUGCCUUGCCACCGGUUUCACUCCCUCCUCACUGACUUUCGAAUGGAAACAAGAUGAAACACCUUUGCCUGACUUCAUCCAGUAUCCUGCAAUACAGAAAGGCAGUGAAUAUAUGGGAAUUAGUCAGAUCCAAGUGAAGAGACAGGACUGGGACGCAAGAAAGUCUUUCAGAUGUAUCGCAAAACACGCCGCGGGGGAAAGACCUGCUACUGUGAUCAAGCCAAGAAUGAAGGUUUUCUCUCCAAAUAUCACACUGUACCCUGUAUGGGACAGUGAUUUGAGGGCCUCACAAGUCACACUCAUCUGUACCCUAAGUGGCUUCUUCCCCAAAGCGUUGAGCGUGGAGUGGCAACAGAACGAUGUGCAUCUAGCUCAUAUUAAACCGAUUGAAAGGAUGUUGCAGAGUAUGGACGGAGAGGAGAAAACCUACAGUUUAACCACUGAGAUCCAGCCAAGCCAGGAAGAGUGGGAAAAUGGUUCAAGUUUUACUUGCAAGGCGGUUCACAAAGACAUUACAUUUAAAAAGGCAACAAGUAUUUGUCACAUUUAUGGAAGAAACUCUUCUUCCAUCCACGUGGAGAUUCCCAGUUUUCAGACUGUAAUGAAGUCAGACUCUGAGGUGAAAGUCACAUGUUUGCUCCACACUGCCUUUAAUGCCAAAAUCACCUGGCUGAUGGAUGGGAGGGUCCCACCAAGUGAUAAAGUGACAACGACUUCAAACACAACUCAUAUAAUCAGUGAUGUUACAGUUUCCCCGAGUCAGUGGAAGCAGAUGAAGAAAGUAACAUGUAGAGCAGAACAUAAGUGCUUCACAUCUGCUGAGAAGACAGUAGACGUAGCAGGACCUCCACCUCAAGCUCCGCAGGUGGAGAUCAGGAGAUCUCUACCAGAACUGCUGAAGGGAAACACUGCUGCGCUCCAGUGUGACAUCACACAGCUCUCCUCACAGGACAUUUACGUCACAUUUCAGGCCAAUGGAGUUGAUAUGUCUGAGAAACAGUAUGUUGAUCUUCCUGAAGCUCCAGGCCACCAUUCAGUCAGCAGAAGCUUCUCUGUGCCUCAACGUUACUGGACUAGUGACACAAGUUUCACCUGCACAGUGUACCAAGGCCUCUCCAUCACACCUUUCAUGUCUAAUUCCAUUAGCAAAAUAAUUGUGGACCCCUCAGUGGAACUCCUUCUGGCCCCCAGUGAAGAGUCAGGACAACAGAAACUCUUGUGCUCUGGAUUGGGCUUCAACCCUCAAAUUAAAUGGUUAUCUGAGUCAAAGGAGAUAUCCUCAUCAACUGAACACAUCAGCAUAGAUUCAAAUGGAUAUGUGGCAGUUACCAGUAAGCUACUGGUUCCUCAGACGGAGUGGAAAACUGGGAAGGUUUUCACCUGUGAAGCAUCUGACAGCUCUCUGAGAAAACAUUUCAGAAAGAACAUCAGUCUCUGCUCAGGUUGUUCAAGUGCUCCUCCUUCCAUCCACGUAGAGAUUCCCAGUUUUCAGACUGUAAUGAAGUCAGUCUCUGAGGUGAAAGCCACAUGUUUGCUCCACACUGCCUUUGAUGCCAAAAUCACCUGGCUGAUGGAUGGGAGGGUCUUACCAAGUGAUAAAGUGACAACGACUUCAAACACAACUCAUAUAUUCAGUGAUGCUACAGUUUCCUCGAGUCAGUGGAAGCAGAUGAAGAAAGUAACAUGUAGAGCAGAACAUAAGUGCUUCACAUCUGCUGAGAAGACAGUAGACGUAGCAGGACCUCCACCUCAAGCUCCGCAGGUGGAGAUCAGGAGAUCUCUACCAGAACUGCUGAAGGGAAACACUGUUGCUCUACAGUGUGACAUCACACAGCUCUCCUCACAGGACAUUUACGUCACAUUUCAAGCCAAUGGAGUUGAUAUGUCUGAGAAACAGUAUGUUGAUCUUCCUGAAGCUCCAGGCCACCAUUCAGUCAGCAGAAGCUUCUCUGUGCCUCAACGUUACUGGACUAGUGACACGAGUUUCACCUGCACAGUGUACCAAGGCCUCUCCAGCACACCUUUCACGUCUAAUUCCAUUAGCAAAAUAUUUGUGGACCCCUCAGUGGAACUCCUUCUGGCCCCCAGUGAAGAGUCAGGACAACAGAAACUCUUGUGCUCUGGAUUGGGCUUCAACCCUCAAAUUAAAUGGUUAUCUGAGUCAAAGGAGAUAUCCUCAUCAACUAAACACAUCAGCAUAGAUUCAAAUGGAUAUGUGGCAGUUACCAGUAAGCUACUGGUUCCUCAGACGGAGUGGAAAACUGGGAAGGUUUUCACCUGUGAAGCAUCUGACAGCUCUCUGAGAAAACAUUUCAGAAAGAACAUCAGUCUCUGCUCAGUGACUCCAGCAUCCUCUCAGAGAGUUGGUGUCUACGUUCAGGGACCACCACUAGAGCAGCUUCAGAACAAGGGACAUGUGACUAUCACCUGCCUUUUGGUCGGCCCUCAUCUCAGUGAUUUCUCCAUCAAAUGGAAAGUGGAUGGAAAAACCUGUUCACCUUCUAACGUCUAUGUGGAGCAACCUGUGGAUCACAGCAAUGGUACAGAGACUUUGCGCAGCUUUCUCAACGUAUCAGCGGAGGAUUGGCUUGCACAUGAACAAGUGUCUUGUGAAGGAAAGCAUCGAUGUUCUAAUCAGGGUCAUGAGGACUACAUCAGUAAAAGCAAAGAUUUGUAUCCACCAGCUGUGACGAUAAUCCAACCAACUGCCUCUGAGUUGUCUGCGUCUGACAACUUCAUGCUUACUUGCUCAGUUUCUGGAUUUUUCCCAUCGAGCAUCAUUUUGCACUGGGAAGAGAAUAGCCAGAGACUCCCAUCCUCUCGUUACAUUAACAGUCCUCCAUGGAAAUACCCAGGAAGAAGCUCUUAUUCAAUGAGAAGCAGACUCAAUAUAUCCAAGACUGAGGACAAAAAGUCAACUUAUACUUGUGUUGUCAGACAUGAAUCAUCAGAGACCCCAGUUAGAAGCAGUAUACAUGAUGUUUUCGCCUCAGUGACCCACAGCAAACCUUCAGCCAUCUUGCUCCAAGGCUCUAACGAACUUGUGUGUCUGGUCUCUGGCUUCAGCCCUGCAUCCAUUAACAUCACCUGGUUUCGUGAUGAAAAUGUACAACUUUCAAACUACAAUAAUAGCGAGGUCCACAGAGGACCAGAUGGAAAGUUCAGCAUUCAAAGCAGCCUUCGUCUGUCCCAAGUGGACUCCUUACCCGGGGUGGUUAUCACCUGCAGGGUGACACAUGAAAACACCACCCUGACUCGGAAUAUAUCUAAAACAGACACGCUGGAGCACUGCCAUUUCUUUGAUGACAUCACGCAUGCUGAUAUAAGCCAAGAUACAGUUGUGGAAACGUGGUAUAUGGCUGUGCUUUACCUCGUUCUUUUCUUCAUCACUGUCAUAUUUGCUGUCGUUAUCAUGAUUAUUAAGACUAAAUGAUGAUAACAAGAGGGCAGAUCUCAAUUCAUGUAAACAUCUUAGGAUUUUUUUAUGACAUAUUUUGACUUAUUUUCACUUGUAAUGAACUGAUAUAGUUCUUUUGUGUGUUUGCUUUUAACUUGUUGAAUUUUAUGGAAUUUCAUCCAAACUUUAUUAUUUCUCUGUAUUUCAGUCAUGUAUUUGGUGUGGUAUGCAUGAAAACUACUCUAUGAAUGAAUUAGAUCAAUAAGUCAAACGUGUUUCACUGCAUUUAACUAGUUUUUAUUUAUUUAGAAGUCAAAAUCUACAUCUGUUUUUUUGUUUUUUUUGUUUUUUUUUUUUUAAGCUGGAAUAGUUUUUAAUAUUGUCUUUCCCCACACUGGAACUUUAUCUCUUGCAUUUCAUCUAUCCUAUUUUAGCAGAUUCCUUCUGUUUUUAUUUCAUUAAUUGCAUUUCUUUUAAUCUGUUUUUUAAUGUAUUGC